AAAGUUCAGUUUCUUGUGUCUCAAUGUUUUCUUUUUGUUGAUCGAAAAUGAAUUUAUUGAUUUAUCUGUAAUUUUGUGUUCUUUUUUUUUAAAUAUAAAUUUAUUGUAUUUAGCUAAUCAAUAAUAAUUUAUUAAUCUCUCUGUUGAUGUUAAUUUUUUAAUAAAAAUGCUUGUUAAAUUGAUUGAGGUGCCGGUGCCGAGUAAGAAUCAUCCAGGUUAUACAAUUUUUGUAAAAAGUCAUUUAUGCAAAUUAAUUGCUGUUUUACUACUAUUGUUAAUGUUAUCUUCAUCAAAUGUAAAUAAUAGUGCCUCAGAGACAAUAUUUCCAUUGAUUAACAACUAUGGUUCCUCAACAAUCAACAUUUCUAGUCAAAAAAAUCACCAUCAACAACAUUCACAACAACAUUCCCAACAACCACAAUCACAACCACAACCACCACAACAACAACAACAACAUCAACAAGAGCAGCAAUUACAGCAUCAUCAAGAUCAUCAACAACUUUGUCCUUUAAUCCCUCCUAAAUUGGUUGGCCGUUUGAAGGUUAUGACCGAGAUUAAAGAUUGGACUGAAUUGGAAGAUGAAUUACCAAACAUUGAACCAGGUGGAUGUUUUCACGUUAAAAAUUGUACAGCUCGUCAAAAAGUUGCCAUCAUAGUACCAUAUCGUGAUAGAGAGCUCCAUCUACGAAUAUUAAUUCAUAAUCUCCAUCCUAUGUUACAACGUCAGCAAAUAGACUAUUGUAUCUUUAUCAUAGAACAGAUGAAAGAUACGAGAUUCAAUAGAGCCAAAUUGUUUAAUAUUGGAUUUGUUGAAGCAUCAAAACAACAAGAUUAUGAUUGCUUUAUUUUCCAUGAUGUUGAUUUGGUUCCUGAAGAUGAUAGGAAUCUCUAUAGAUGUGCUGAACAACCAAGACAUAUGUCAGUUGCUAUCAAUACGAUGAAGUACAAACUUCCUUACAAUGGUAUCUUUGGUGGUGUCAGUGCUCUUUCAAAGAGUCAAAUGAAUGUUCUCAAUGGGUUUUCAAAUGAAUAUUGGGGUUGGGGUGGUGAAGAUGAUGACAUGUCUCAUCGUAUUAGUUUUCAUGGAUUCCGAAUAACCCGUUACCCUGAAACAAUUGCUCGAUACUCAAUGUUAAGGCAUCGAAAAGAAACACCAAAUCCUGACAGAUACAAAAAACUAUACUCAGCUAAACGACGAUUCAGAACCGAUGGAUUGAGUAGCCUUAAAUACAAAAAACUUGAUACCAUCUAUCAGAAACUUUACACUUGGAUACUCGUUGAUGCCCUACAACCCAAAAAAUAAUUGGUGAUGAUAAUCACUUCUCAAUAAUAUCUAAAUCAAGCAAAAGGCAAAGAAAAAGUUUAUAUACACAAAUAUAUAUAAAUAUAUAAAUAAUAUAAAUAUUAAUAUGCAUAAGAUGUUUAUGUACAUGUAAUUUAACAUGUAAUUAAUAAGAGAAACAUUGAUAAUUGAUAAUUAGUAUUAUUAUAAUAAUUAA
Panonychus citri (citrus red mite) is the source of this 1499-nucleotide messenger RNA. Its product is annotated as beta-1,4-N-acetylgalactosaminyltransferase bre-4-like. The transcript has 5 exons. The record is from RefSeq and is a predicted model, not a curated record. Gene Ontology annotation, molecular function: N-acetyl-beta-glucosaminyl-derivative 4-beta-N-acetylgalactosaminyltransferase activity. Gene Ontology annotation, biological process: carbohydrate metabolic process; glycosphingolipid biosynthetic process. NCBI's taxonomy places the organism in Eukaryota, Metazoa, Arthropoda, Arachnida, Trombidiformes, Tetranychidae. The coding region runs from base 167 to 1303 and encodes 378 amino acids.